GAGCCGCUCGCGCCUGCGCCCUGAGAGGCGAUCCUGCGAGGAGCGGGUGGACCGCGCGGCGGUUUCUCUUUCUAAGGGUAGUCGGGAGCUAAGCCACCUUUGCCGCUACCAUGAGUCGCAGCUACAACGAUGAGCUGCAGUUCUUGGACAAGAUCAAUAAAAAUUGUUGGAGGAUCAAGAAGGGCUUUGUGCCCAACAUGCAGGUUGAAGGAGUGUUUUAUGUGAAUGAUGCUCUGGAAAAGCUAAUGUUUGAGGAAUUAAGGAAUGCCUGUCGAGGCGGUGGUGUUGGUGGCUUCCUGCCAGCCAUGAAGCAGAUUGGCAAUGUGGCAGCCCUGCCUGGGAUUGUUCAUCGUUCUAUUGGACUUCCUGAUGUGCAUUCAGGCUAUGGGUUUGCCAUAGGGAACAUGGCUGCCUUUGAUAUGAAUGACCCUGAAGCAGUAGUAUCCCCAGGUGGUGUCGGAUUUGACAUUAACUGCGGUGUCCGCUUGCUAAGAACCAAUUUAGAUGAGAGUGAUGUACAGCCUGUGAAGGAACAACUUGCCCAAGCUAUGUUUGACCACAUUCCUGUUGGGGUGGGAUCAAAAGGCGUCAUCCCAAUGAAUGCCAAAGACUUAGAGGAGGCAUUGGAGAUGGGUGUGGACUGGUCCUUGAGAGAAGGCUAUGCAUGGGCUGAAGACAAGGAACAUUGUGAAGAAUAUGGACGGAUGCUACAAGCUGACCCAAAUAAGGUCUCUCCCAGGGCUAAGAAAAGGGGCCUUCCUCAGCUGGGGACCCUGGGAGCAGGCAACCACUAUGCAGAAAUCCAGGUUGUAGAUGAGAUUUUCAAUGAGUAUGCUGCUAAGAAAAUGGGCAUCGACCAUAAGGGACAGGUGUGUGUGAUGAUACACAGUGGAAGCAGAGGCUUGGGCCACCAAGUAGCUACAGAUGCACUGGUAGCUAUGGAAAAGGCCAUGAAGCGAGACAAGAUUAUAGUCAAUGAUCGGCAGUUGGCUUGUGCUCGGAUUGCGUCCCCAGAGGGACAAGACUAUUUAAAGGGAAUGGCUGCAGCUGGCAACUAUGCCUGGGUUAACCGCUCUUCUAUGACUUUCUUAACCCGUCAGGCUUUUGCCAAAGUCUUCAACACAACCCCUGAUGACCUGGACCUGCAUGUGAUUUAUGAUGUUUCUCACAAUAUCGCCAAAGUGGAGCAGCAUGUGGUAGACGGAAAGGAACGGACGCUGUUGGUGCACAGGAAGGGAUCUACCCGUGCAUUCCCUCCUCACCACCCCCUCAUUGCUGUUGAUUACCAACUCACUGGACAACCAGUGCUUAUUGGUGGCACCAUGGGGACCUGUAGUUAUGUUCUGACUGGCACUGAACAAGGCAUGACUGAGACCUUUGGAACAACCUGUCAUGGGGCGGGUCGUGCAUUAUCUCGAGCAAAAUCACGCCGUAAUUUAGAUUUCCAAGAUGUCUUAGACAAACUGGCAGAUAUGGGAAUUGCAAUCCGUGUUGCUUCACCCAAGCUGGUUAUGGAAGAGGCUCCAGAGUCCUAUAAGAAUGUGACAGAUGUCGUAAACACCUGCCAUGAUGCUGGGAUCAGCAAGAAGGCCAUUAAACUGAGACCGAUUGCUGUUAUUAAAGGAUAGAUUCAAGACCAUCAGAUUCUCUGUGGACUCUUAAGACAUCACACUCAAGGCCUAACAAGAUCCACAAUGUACAGCUGGCGCUGUGCAUGCCGCAGUGGCUGGUGGAGAGGCUGCUAUUGCAGGGUUGUAAAAUAGCCUUCCAGGAGUCACAUGUUGUGUCUGCAUUUGGAGGAGGGCAAAUGUGACUCUUUAUCCCACAGGUUUUUUUGGAAUAUCCAUUGGAAUUUGGGGAGGGAUCAAGAAAUUGCCCUGCUUGGUCAUACAAAUCUGUAGUCACUUGUAGAGAAUGGACUUCUUUACACAAAGCUGCUUCUAGCCCAGUAGGUAUCAUGAAAAAUGUUCUAUUAAAUAUGGUUUUUGAAUGUU
Meriones unguiculatus (Mongolian gerbil) is the source of this 1994-nucleotide messenger RNA. It is a transcript of the gene Rtcb, whose product is annotated as RNA 2',3'-cyclic phosphate and 5'-OH ligase. Lineage: Eukaryota; Metazoa; Chordata; Mammalia; Rodentia; Muridae. Gene Ontology annotation, cellular component: tRNA-splicing ligase complex; nucleus. The transcript is spliced from 12 exons. Gene Ontology annotation, molecular function: RNA ligase (ATP) activity. The coding region runs from base 111 to 1628 and encodes 505 amino acids. Gene Ontology annotation, biological process: tRNA splicing, via endonucleolytic cleavage and ligation. The record is from RefSeq and is a predicted model, not a curated record.